Anopheles maculipalpis is the source of this 898-nucleotide messenger RNA. RefSeq names its product ubiquitin thioesterase otubain-like. NCBI's taxonomy places the organism in Eukaryota, Metazoa, Arthropoda, Insecta, Diptera, Culicidae. Gene Ontology annotation, biological process: protein K48-linked deubiquitination. The record is from RefSeq and is a predicted model, not a curated record. Gene Ontology annotation, cellular component: nucleus. The coding region runs from base 22 to 858 and encodes 278 amino acids. Gene Ontology annotation, molecular function: cysteine-type deubiquitinase activity; ubiquitin binding. The transcript is spliced from 3 exons.
UCGCGGGACUUUUUGCACACCAUGAGCAACUCGGAGAGUAGCAGCAGCAGCAGCAGCGGCAGCAAAAAAGCAAAAUCAGACGAAAAUCAAGAUGAGCUAAUUAUCAAACAGCAGCGUGAAAUCGAACAAGAGAUUGCUCAUUCCAACCCGCUAGUCAGUGAGUCGCAGCCGAUCGCCAGCCUCAACCAGGAGUAUCUGGACGAUCCUGUCUACAUAUCAAAAAUUAAAGAUCUCUCCUCCAAGUACCGGGCAAUCCGGCGUAGUCGCCCCGAUGGGAACUGCUUUUUCCGUGCGUUUGCCUACGCUUACCUGGAGUACUUGGUGCUGAACAAGGAGGAAUUCCAAAAGUUUUACGAGUACGCGUCCAAAUCCCGCGAACGCUUGACUGAAGCCGGCUUUCCGCCGUUUACGAUUGAAGACUUUUACGAAACGUUUAUGGAGGUGAUUAAUAAGGUAAAGCCGGAGGGAGACGAUACGGCCACUGCCCUGAACGAGCUGCACAAGCUGUUUAAUGAGCAGGGAUAUUCGGAUUACGUCGUCGUGUAUCUGCGGUUGAUUACGUCGAGCCAUCUGCAGGAAAAGGCUGACUUUUACCAGAAUUUUAUUGACGGUAACAUCACGAUCGUCGAGUUUUGCCACCAGGAGGUGGAACCGAUGUACAAGGAGUCGGAUCACAUUCACAUUAUCGCGAUUUGCUCGGCACUGGAUGCGGGUGUGCGGGUUGAGUAUAUGGAUCGGGGCGAUGGGGAUCAGGUGAUUGCGCACGAUUUUCCGGACGGUUUUAAACCGAACGUGUAUCUGUUGUACCGUCCGGGACAUUACGACAUACUGUACCCGAACAAUAGUCAGCAGGCGUAAGGUGGCCAAGGUUGUGUCACCAGGUCGGUGGCUGUGCUGG